Molecule: messenger RNA, 1986 nt
Organism: Triplophysa rosa
Lineage: Eukaryota; Metazoa; Chordata; Actinopteri; Cypriniformes; Nemacheilidae
Product: G2/M phase-specific E3 ubiquitin-protein ligase-like
Exons: 10
Coding region: 1-1986 (661 amino acids)
Cellular component (GO): nucleus
Molecular function (GO): ubiquitin-protein transferase activity
Source: RefSeq, a predicted model, not a curated record
AUGGCUACCACAUCAGUUAAUGGAGCGUCCAACAUUUUGACCACGACCAGAACGCUCUUUAGGAGUCGUAGAAAUCAUGGUCAAGGAGUUCCAGCAAAAGAGGUAGCAGAUGGCAUGCUGUCAACUAUAGACUUAAACUGGAGCCUGGCAGAUCUGAACCAUUUUGUUUGUCAGAGCUUCCCUAUGAUUAGUUUGAAUCUUGUGGGCUUUGAGUUGGCUAAAGUUGACAAGGGUAAAAAAAUCAAGAAGAUCCAAGCAAACUCUGUGAGAGAUCUGAAAAAGGUUGUCGGGAAAAGCAGGCUUUAUGUUGUCCCUCGUGCUGAAGUGAGCCAGACAAGCAACGUGCCUCAGAGUCAACCUCCAAACAUGAGUGCAACAGAUCCUGCAAGAAGUCUACAGGAGAUGCUUCCUGUAACAGCAAGUGAUUUAGAGGUUCUGUUUGACUUCAUUGGCUCACAUCCAUCAGCUAGUGAAUAUUUUUACAUUAGGGCAGCUACAUCCUCUGUAUCUAUUAUCAACACAGUUUCUGGAACUCUUCUUGAUCACUACUUUACUUUCCCAUUGAACAUUCAUGUUCGAUGGAUGGACAUGCAGGAUGUGCAGGACAUUUUUCAACAGCAAAAUCCAGUUGUUUUGCGAACUUCAGAUCAAUCUGAAGUUAGUGAUGACCUUGAAGUACAUUCUCCGGAAGAUAUUUACUCCAAUCACACUGAGGUUGUAGGUGACUUACAAGUAGUAGAUCCUGGAUCAGCAACAUACUCCAACUACAUUGAAAUAAUGCCAGACAAUGAGAUUCUAGAUCUAGAUGAACUUAUAGAUGCAUCUGAAGUUGUGCACUUGGAAGACUUGGACUGUUCUACAGAAAAUAUCCUUUUGGAACGUGGGAAAGAAAUAAACUACAAUUCAAGUUGCCGAUUUAAUAUAAAUAGGAAAAAUGUGCUGGAUGGUGCACUUAGAGCAUUUAGCCGGAAGUCCUACAAUCCCUUCAAGAGAAUUUCUGUCAGAUUCUCUGAUGAAUGUGGAAAUUUUGAGGAAGCUGUUGAUUUGGGAGGCCCAAGGAGAGAGUUCCUCACCUUGCUUACAGAGGAGAUUGAGAAAUCUUCAAUGUUUGCAGGCCCAGAUGGACGGAAAAUCCUUGCUCUUGACUCAGUAGCGGUGAGAGAAGAUCGAUACUACCUAAUUGGAAAAGCAAUGGCUGUCAGCAUGGUUCAUGGGGGACCAUCUCCAGGAUUUUUUUCACCCACCUUAUUUGAGUGCAUCACCUAUGGCACUGUGUCACCCACCAUCGAAGAUGUGAAUGACUUGGACAUGACAGAUAAAUUCACAAAAAUUUCACAUGCUGCAAACAUGGAGGAGUUAUGUCAGGCAACAGAGGUUAUGAGUGAAUACCUAGCAAAUGCAGGCUGCCUUCGAGCUGUAAAGUGCCUUCAAGACAAAGAUCUGCUUUUGCAAGACAUCCUCUUGUUCCAAGUUGUGAACAGACUCCAUGGUCCACUUGAACGAUUCAAGGAGGGCCUGAAGACUCUAGGAUUGUUGGAUGUUGUUGUUGAACAUAAAGAUGCCUUCAGACCCCUUUUUUGCAGCCCACAAAAGCCACUUACUGCUGACAGCCUGGAUGACUUAUUUGAAAUUCGUUACUCCAUUGCUGGAAGUAACAGGUGGGCACAAGAAAACAUUACAGUAGCCUUUUGGAGGGACUAUCUUCUGGAUGCAGAAGAAGGCAGCUCUAACUGCUCACUGGACAAAAUUCUAAUGUUUGCAACUGGAUGUAGUGUUCUGCCUGCCAUUGGACUAAAGCCACAGCCAUCCAUUGAGUUCUUACACGCUGUAGAUGCCUUACCUUUGUCUGCUUCAGUUAGAGAGAAGUUUCCAACUGCAAACACGUGCGUGAACUGCUUGCGUCUCCCCUUGCACAAGGACUAUGCCACUUUUAAGUUUAAUAUGGACUUUGGCAUUUGCAACACACAAGGGUUUGGUCAGGAGUAG